UCUUACAAUGAGCCACCCUGUAUUCAAAUUUAAAACACCCGGCAGUAGAUGUAUCGAGAACUUAGAUCUUAUAAACUUCAUCGAGAAUCGAUAAUUCGUUCUUGUCACAUCCUUACUAGUAACAUAACCCAACAUUUGGCAUCACCCAAAUCUAUGGCAUCACCUAAAAACAUUAAUAAAGUGUUUUUUGAAUAGUUAUAUUAAAUUUUAUAUUUAUAUAAAUAAUGACUACCCUGGAACAAGGUUUUAAGGAAAAAAUUUGCAACCUCCUUACGGAAUUAAGCUGCUGCCAUAGAUGUAUCGUUCGUUUCUUGGGCAUACAUGUUUUGGAUAACGAGAAAGCAUAUCAAAACCCAAAAGAGUAUUUGAAAGAACUUCUCCAUAAUACAGAAAACUACACAGGACCUGAACCUAAGAGAAUUAAAGCAAAUGUUUGCCCAGUUUGUUUAAACUGUUAUAAUUCAGAAACACUAGAAAAAAUAUUAGAAAGUUAUAAGUUAGUAAGCAAGGAAUACAAUGCAUACAACACUUUCUUUUUUAAUGUAAGCUUUCCAAAAUGCUUAUCUAUAAGAGCACAUAGCAUGUAUCUGUAUUUAGUAGAAAAAUUCCCGAAUACUCCUUUUGGAAAUUUAUAUAAUUCAACAGAUACAAUGUUAGAACAACCUCACAGAAUUUUUCGAUCUGUUGCAUCUAGUAUCUUGUCAAAAACAUUAAAUAAAACAUUUCACCCAAAAUCCAAUUUAAGUUUAUUAAUUACAUUAGCAUAUAAAGAUGAUAAUACAGAAGUAGAAGCUAUAACAAACAUAUUAGGAAAAAAGAAAAGAAACAAAUUUGAAGUCAGUCGAAAUAACAUAUUUGAACUUCUUAAAGAUAUAGACGAAGAAAAAUUUAAAAAAUACUUUCCGGUACCUCCUAUUAUUCCACAAGAAGAAAUUUCUAUUGAAAAGAUUGAUUUGUGCGCUGAUCCUAUAUAUCUUGGAGGAAGAUACUUUAAAUUUAAGCGAAAUGUGGGACAGACUCCUUGGGUUAUUGAUGGAGUAAGUGUUUCUGAACACAACGUCCAAGACAUAAUUUUUGAUGCUAUUUGUGAUACACUCGGAUUUGAUAGAAAACAGAUGACUUUUUCAGCGAGCGGUAGGGAAGACCUUGAUGUACGAAUGUUGGGCACAGGACGUCCAUUUUAUAUCAAAAUUGAAAAUCCAGCCAACAGAAAUAUCUUAAAAAGUCAACUGUUAGCCAUAGAAGAAAGCAUUUUAAAAACGGAAUUAGCUGCUGUUGUAAAACUAAAAAUUGUAUAUGCCUCUGACUUGAACAAGAUAAAAACCGGAGAAGAGUCGAAAAAGAAAACAUACAAGGCUCUGUGUAAAACUGAUGCUCCGGAUAUUAAACAAGCAAUAGAGAAAAUCAAUGCACUGGAGGCACUUGAAAUCACUCAAGCAACUCCGAUGAGGGUAUUACAUAGAAGAAGUUUACUACCUAGAACAAAAACUAUUCAUAAAAUGGAAGCCAAAGAGACUGAAGGAAAUCUAUUUGAAGUAGAAAUUGUAACCCAAGCAGGCACAUACGUAAAGGAGUUUGUACAUGGAGAUCUUGAGAGGACCUGCCCCAAUUUAUGUUCUAUAGUGGGCUAUUCAACAGACAUAGUUGCAUUAGAUUGUAUUGAUAUUAAUUUGGAGUGGCCUUAAAGAAUUGUUCUAUAUAUUUUUUCUACGUAAUGGAACUGUGUAGCCUAAACACAAAAAAACUAAAAUUUGUUCAAACAUGAAUAAAAGAAAUUGUCUUUUUA
Messenger RNA from Sitophilus oryzae (rice weevil), 1786 nucleotides. It is a transcript of the gene Pus10, whose product is annotated as putative tRNA pseudouridine synthase Pus10. The coding region runs from base 225 to 1685 and encodes 486 amino acids. Gene Ontology annotation, molecular function: RNA binding; pseudouridine synthase activity. Gene Ontology annotation, biological process: tRNA pseudouridine synthesis. The transcript is spliced from 5 exons. The record is from RefSeq and is a predicted model, not a curated record. Lineage: Eukaryota; Metazoa; Arthropoda; Insecta; Coleoptera; Curculionidae.